Rotaria sp. Silwood2 is the source of this 840-nucleotide messenger RNA. NCBI's taxonomy places the organism in Eukaryota, Metazoa, Rotifera, Eurotatoria, Philodinida, Philodinidae. The record is from the annotation of a GenBank genome assembly.
AUGUUUUCUGCGACCUUUAAAAUUGAAGAUGAUCAAGGAACUGCUGAUGAUGAUACAUCAGCAAAUGGUUUCAAGUCACGAUGCUGGAAUGGUAAGCCAGGCAACUUCAGCAACGUGUCUGUCGAAGGGAAAAGUAGUGGACCGUGGGGUAUUUGGAAGAGUGAAGCUGUGUGCCCUGAGGGGUCAGCGAUUUGUGGUAUUAGUUCCAAAUUUCAAGAAUCUCAAGGUUCAGGUGACGAUACAGCCAUGAACGGCGCAUUCUUUAAGUGUUGUUCAUUAAAUUCAGCGAGAAGUGAUGAAACUUCCGAACUUCGACCAUCAGUUGGUCCAUUUGGCGAUUUCCAUAGAUAUGUAUAUUGUUCUGAAGGUACAUGGGCUUAUGGUUUUCAACAACGGGUUGAAUCAGCCCAAGGCUCCAGCGAUGAUACAGCAUUAAAUGCGAUUCGUUUGUAUUGUAGAAAAAAGGAUGGUACAGGCGUUGAAAGCAUAAGUUCGUAUGAUGGAGUAUGGGGUAAUUGGACUGGUGUGGCCAACUGUUCCGCUCCAAGUGCUCCGUUUAUGUUUUCAGGCAGUUUCAAAAUUGAAGAUGAUCAAGGAAUAUCUGGCGAUGAUACAUCAGCAAAUGGUUUCAGGUCUCGAUGCUGGAAUGGCAAGCCAGGCAACUUCAGUAACGUGUAUGUCGAAGGCAAAGGUAGUGGAACGUGGGGUUUUUGGAAGACUGAAGCUGCUUGCUCAGAAGGAUCAGCUAUAUGUGGUAUCAGUUCGAAGUUUCAAGAUUCGCAAGGGUCCGGUGAUGAUACAGCAAUGAAUGGCGCAUUCUUUAAAUGCUGUUCAUUAUAA